AUAUUUGAUUUAUUUUGUGGAUAUAUAUUGAGCGUUCCGUUAAGUUUUGUUGUACGCAUUGUUUUACCCAUAAGGCUAAUUGCGCAUCUAUACAACUUUGGUUUCUAUCAACAUAAUCAUUGGACAGAGGUAAAACAUUGUAAAAUAUAACCUUGCAGAUCCACUGUGGGCUUUGUGUAUUGGGUCACAUUUGAUCAACCUGUGCCUUCCUUAUGGUCCUUUUUUUACGCGCCUCCAAAUAGGUUGCAUUUGGCCAUGUGGGGAUUUCUUUAUUAGACACCUAUUAAUAUAAAAACAUACGCCAUGCACAUUUAUUCUCUCUCUCUCUCUUCCUCCCUCCCUCCAAGUUUACAAUGCAUAGUUACAGGUUUAUAAAUAUAUCCGUACUCUUACAUUGGUGUUGGUGUUCGGUACUUUCGAGAGGCUAAUCGCACUUAAUCUAUAACAUUCGUUGAUAGCAAACCGUCACCCUUGUAAAUGUACUGGAUGUACUGUAAUAAAUCACUGCAGCGAUAGGCCUACGGAAACCCCCGUGAAAGCCAUGCCAAUAUUGUGUGGCAUAUGGUCAAUUUUCUAGAGGUGAGUUGGUAAUGCAGCCAAGUUGGCACUGACCUUAUCUUUUAGCGUUGACACAGAGGGCACAAAUGCCCAUUGUGCGCAAUGUGUGAACAUUUAAAAAAUGAGGAAUGCAUGUACAUUAAAAUGGGUAAUGGCUGCCGAAUAUGUGCAUGCCCCUGAAGUUGAAAUGUAUCCCAAAUUCCACUCUAGAAAAUUAUGAAGGACAUAGGGAAGGGUAGUCUGGUUGCCGUCUCUGAUCAGCUAUAACAUUCCACUCCUUGCCAGUCCUAUCAUUUUCCAAAUGACAGGAGUGGCAAGGAGUAGAAUGUUAGCUAAAAAGAUUGGUACCCAGACUAAGAGAAGGGUUGGAGCAGAGGGGAUGGUGACCAAGAGCCAAAGAGUGAGGUUGUCACAAGCAGAGUUGGGGUAGUGAACUACAUGUAGUAAUUUAACUACAUUUUGCAAUAGCUUGGUGGAAUUUUAACUAAAUUCAAAUCUUGGUAGUGUUUUCAGUAGUUAAUUGCUUUUUUUGCCAGGUAGUGGUGUAGCUAACUACUGGAACUACACACUACACAUCAGACUUACCUAAUUUUCACUUGAAAAAUAAAUGACACAUUCGGUUAACAACUGACUCCAGAGGGAUCUAAUCUUACAUUUUGUAGUCUAUGACAUUUCAUAUUUAGAUAUGAUAAUUUAUCACGAAUGAAUGAGAGGGCUUGCCCAAAAUAUCUGGCCUACAGGAUGUGAAAGAUUGGAAUGUGCCAAUUGCUUUGAAUCUUUCCAUGAAAUCUGCUAAAUGCAUAUUGAGACCCUUUGUUUAUUGGUUGAUGUCCACAUGGCCAAUGUCCUCUAGUUCUUCCAUGUCUUAUCGUCCACAAUAAUCAUCUCUCUCGCUCUCUCUCCCCCUUUGCAGUUUUCCUCCAACAUUUCCACACGUUGGUGACCCCAUCAAGACAGAAAGACGCUAGGAAGUUGAAACAGAAAAAGAGAGGAAGUUAGGCAGUUGAAACAGAAGAAGUUUCUGACAGGAAGUAAGAAGCUGCUGCAGGAAGUGGCCCAAAAUGGAGGCCAUCGAACUACAGCACAGUCUGAAGCGAUCUGGAAGGGGCUGGGGAACAGAGAGGGGGGAGCUUCUGGACAGCUUCGACUCGGAGAUGCAGGAAUGGGAGGACCAGCUGCAGGACAUGCAGAGGAAGAUAGAGGAGCUUUACAAUGAGGUGCAGGCUCGUAGAGGUGGAAAUUAUGUCACCAUGGACAACAGCAAAAAUGAUAGGAUGAUUGAUUUCGGCCGUGGGCAUCAUGACAACGGCUUCUGUGACCCGUAUGGCAGCCACAUCAACGCCACCAAGGACCACCCCAGUGCUGUAGACGGUUUUAAUCACGGCCCCAACGGUUACGGCUACCCCGUCAACCAUCAGAAUGGCGGCUAUGGUUAUCCCCAUAGCAACAGUGCGGGGGAACUUGGAGACUUGUUGCAGGAUUAUUUUGGACAUGGUCACGGAAAGACCCGGAAGACCAACUCCGCUAUCAACAAUGUAACCCUUGUCCCACUUCUCUCUCAGCAUCUGAAGGAGAUCACUAGAGGGAGCCAGGAUCAGUCUGUACACCAGGAUGAGAUGAAGAGGAGGCCUGUUGGGAAUGAAAGGAUUAGUAAGGUGUGGUUUGCGGACGAGGAGUCUGAGAACAGGAAGAACAGGGUGUCACACAGAAAGAGUUCCCCUUGCAGGGACCUUAACAAGGAGAACACAGGGGCCAAUCCCCCCCUCAGACAGAGAGAAGGUCCUCCCAUACCCCCCCGAUCCACCUCCCAGAUGGCCCCUCCCGACACCUUCUCCCCAGCCCUGGACAGGAAGUCCAAUGCCCCUGGGGUCCUUGUGGACAGGAAGUGUGGUAGCCCCUCGGUCCUCAGGAAGUUUGGAGCCAUGCUCCAGGAAAACGAGGGCAAAACCCUCACUGAUACCGGAGUGGUGACCAACCAGGUGCCUACCGAGAACAAGUGCCCCACCGCCAUCUGUCAGCACAAAGGGCUGGGCGGCAGCAGGACGACUGGGCGCGUGCCUGUCCAGAAGUGCCAAGCCGAUUCCGUCGUGCUGACAGCGAGGAUGGACUGCAGCCAAGAACGAGGGGCAGUGAGAGACUUUAGGAGAGAGAGCCAGCUGGGUGAGGGUAGAGGGACCUCAAUGGGUAGCUAUGCUCACCCUAAAGGACUCCAUGCAGGGGGUCAGAGGAGGAUCCAGGUAGGAGGCAGCCCCAAGCCCAAAGCAAGGGCUCUCGGCAGGGCAGACAGAGACAUGGGUCUGGUCCAGGGGGAGAGGGCCAGGAGGCCUGCACCCCAGCCUGGGGAACCCAGAGUGGACUACAGGAACCUGAGUGGAUCCUAUGUUGGUGCUCAGAUGAUCCAGAGGGGAGGGCCAGUUGCAGGUCAGAAGAAGGACAAUGGACUCAUUGAGCUACUGGAUAUGCUGGACAUUGAGCACGAGUACAGCUCCUGCCCCCAAGCCGCACAGACGGCCUACAGACAGGACACACAGCAGAUGAGCCCAGCCGAAUCAUUCCCAGCAACCCCCACGAGGAACUUCUCUCGUCCUGCUCGUCCAGCUAAUCAACGUCCUCCAUCCAGGUGGGCUUGCUGUGCCCCCACCGCCUUGAUCUCUGCCCCCUCCGGCCCAAUUUCCCACCCCCCAAACACCUUGGCACGCACUCCUAGCCCGAUAGCAAGAACCCCAAGCCCCACCCUGAAGCAGCAAUCUUUCUGCUCCUAUUUGCUCCACACUGAGACUGCCAUCAUGUGAGAGACACCUGCCCUGCCCCCCUCUAAACCCUGCCUCCCCUCCCCCAAUUCAACACACAGGACUCAGAUGACAUAGUCCUGCCCUCUCUGUAAAUACUAAAGACUGUUCCUUCUAUCUGGCUUUAAAAAAGUGCUUUAAGAGAUUUUCUAUGAGAUUACCCACAUGACUGUAUAUGUGUGGUCUAUAAGAAACAGAAUGGUUGACUCCUGUUCAGUCUCCGGUGUUACUGUGGCCUUCCCUUCUCCUGUGCCUAACUUCCUUACGUCUUCAUUUCUUUUACUCUCUUAACUUCCUUUCUUUCUUUCUUUCUUUCUUUCUUUCUUUCUUUCUUUCUUUCUUUUGUAUUGGUGAUUUUUGGAUGGCUGUGUAAAAUGUGAUAUAGCAUGCCCCCCUUUACUUGCGGGUGCAUGUCCCUUUAUGUAUGUAACUCAACCCUAAUAAGUGCCAUGUUGGCUUGUUUUUAAAAUGGCCAACAAGUCAAGUCAGAGUUGAUCUUGUCCUGUCAGCACAGCAGCAACAUGCUAACAGUCUAUAGUAUGUUUUACUGUAUCAUAUUAUCAAAGUAACGCAUUUGAAAAUGUUCAAGUAACCAUAGUGAGACAUACAGUUAUGACUAUGUGAUGCUUUUCAUGUCCUUUUUUCUCUCUUGAUAAGAAAUAAACACGACAGUGCUUUGAC
This is a messenger RNA of Salmo salar (Atlantic salmon), 4028 nucleotides long. Lineage: Eukaryota; Metazoa; Chordata; Actinopteri; Salmoniformes; Salmonidae. The record is from RefSeq and is a predicted model, not a curated record.